CUCCGGGGGCAGGGUGAAGGGUGUUACCAUUGUGAAGCCGAUCGUGUACGGGAACGUGGCGCGGUACUUCGGGAAGAAGAGGGAGGAGGACGGACACACGCACCAGUGGACGGUGAUAUGUCUGCUUACGUGAAAAAAAUUCAAUUCAAGUUGCACGAAAGCUACGGUAAUCCUUUAAGAGUUGUUACCAAACCACCGUAUGAAAUCACUGAAACAGGCUGGGGUGAAUUUGAAAUAAUCAUUAAGAUAUUUUUCAUUGAUCCGAAUGAAAGACCUGAAGUACCAACCACAAUAUGGUAUCGCUCUCUUCCGUGACCGUUCUCAGGCCUGUUCAUGGAAGGGAAGAACCGUGGGCUGUGUGUCCUCUUCCCAGGUCAUGGUCCAAGUGGUCAGCGGUUCCUCAGGGCUGGAGAGAGGGCUUCCGUUCCUCUCCAGCUCCUGCCAUUUCCAGUGCAGUAAUGGAAGAGUAACUCCGUCAAGAAAAAUUUCAGUGAAAAGCUAUUCACAGGCCCCCCCCGGUGUUUUUCUUUCACAAGAAGGGAUGGUAACUUUGUAUCACUUGCUGAAGCUUUUUCAGUCUGAUACCAAUGCCAUCCUGGGAAAGAAAACGGUGGUUUCUGAAUUCUAUGACGAAAUGAUAUUUCAAGAUCCUACUGCAAUGAUGCAGCAGCUGUUAACGACAUCUCGUCAACUAACACUAGGUGCUUAUAAGCAUGAGACUGAGUUUGCAGAUCUUGAAGUGAAAACCAGGGAAAAGCUGGAAGCUGCCAAAAAGAAAACUAGUUUUGAAAUUGCUGAGCUUAAAGAAAGAUUAAAAGCAAGUCGCGAAACCAUCAACUGUUUAAAGAAUGAGAUCAGAAAACUUGAGGAGGAUGACCAGUCUAAAGAUAUGUGAUGAGUGUUGGCGUGAUAAAGAGCCUAUAGUGAAAAUGGAAGGACUUCAGUCAUGGAAUUGUAUUGUUCUCUUCGAUUCCGUACCUGAGAUUGUGUGAAUUUCACUUGCAAACGAUUGAAGUAUGUUGCAAUCAACUUCAUAAAUGGAAGAAAAAAGAAAGAAUGUAUCCUUGAUUUAUAGUUAAAAUCUGUGGGUACUUAACAAUGAAUUUCAAAUGGAAGGGUCUUGGAGACAGGCUACCUUUUUUUUUUUUUUUUUUUUAACUGCAUUUGAGCAGUGUAUGAAAACUUUGUAUUAAAUCUUGUAUUAGUUCAGUGUGGUUUUCCAAAAUGCUGGUGUUUACUUUUUUUUACUUGUUUUUUCUACUGAUUGUUUAGAGAUGCAUCUUUAAAGCUAAAAAUAAAAUAUGUGGGGUUUUAUUUUAA
Messenger RNA from Falco peregrinus (peregrine falcon), 1320 nucleotides. RefSeq names its product YEATS domain containing 4 (gene YEATS4). The transcript is spliced from 8 exons. Bases 266 to 895 code for a protein of 209 amino acids. Gene Ontology annotation, biological process: regulation of DNA-templated transcription. The record is from RefSeq and is a predicted model, not a curated record. Lineage: Eukaryota; Metazoa; Chordata; Aves; Falconiformes; Falconidae.